Messenger RNA from Dioscorea cayenensis subsp. rotundata (Guinea yam), 2349 nucleotides. RefSeq lists its product as uncharacterized. The transcript has a single exon. NCBI's taxonomy places the organism in Eukaryota, Viridiplantae, Streptophyta, Magnoliopsida, Dioscoreales, Dioscoreaceae. The record is from RefSeq and is a predicted model, not a curated record. Gene Ontology annotation, molecular function: zinc ion binding. Bases 343 to 2250 code for a protein of 635 amino acids.
CUCACUGCCCCAGCCCAAUCCAGGCCCCCACAAUCCCAUGAUACUGAACGUGCCAAGCACGCUUCGAACCAUCCCUCACCCGUACGAUCCUGAUCCAACGGCUAUCCACUACUCCAAAAUCCAAAGAAGUGGGGUCCACAAGGGGCAAACAAAAUAAGUGGGGCCCACACCAUCACUAGGUCUUCUUUCAGGGGCAAAACAGUAACUUAACCUCUCUUCCUCCUUUCAAACCCCCGUCUCUUCUUCUCCGAAACCCCGCCAAAUCCCCUCCUCCUCCGUCCUCCUCCUCCUCGACCCUCUCAAACCCUAACCCUAAUUCCAUCUUCAAUCCUGUUCAAUAGAAUGACGAGCUCUCCCCCUCCCAACGACGCCCUACAACUCGUCGAGAUCGUUCAAGACGACGACAACGACCCCGCUCUAGUUCUUGCCCGCCGUGACAACCUCGAAAUCGAUCUCUCCGGCUUCCCCAUUGAUUCCUCCCAAAACCUCGAUCUUGUCCCUGUUUUUCAUCCACGAAGACUCGUCUCUAACCCUGAUCACGACCUCCGUGUCGGCCAGACCUUCCGCGAUGUCUCCACUUGUCGCCGCGCUCUCCGAGACGCCGCCAUCGCUUGCAAUUUCGAGAUCCAGACUGUGAAAUCCGACAAGACGAGGUUCACUGCUAAGUGCGCCAGCCAUGGCUGCCCUUGGCGUGUCCAUGCUGCCAAACUCCCAGGUCAAUCCACUUUUAGUAUUAGAACCAUCAGCGCGACUCACACUUGUGACGGGAUCACCCACCCCGGCCAUCAUCAGGCGUCUGUGCAAUGGAUUGCGAGCUCCGUCGAGCAGUGGCUUCGCGAGAACCCGCAUUGCAAACCCAAGGAGAUUCUUGAAGAGGUUCAUCGUGUUCAUGGGAUUAGGCUUUCUUAUAAGCAAGCUUGGCGAGGGAAAGAGCGAGUAUUGGCUUUGGUUCAUGGGUCUUUUGAAGAGGAAUACAAGCUUUUGCCCAAGUACUGUGAAGAGAUCAAGAGAACUAAUCCGGGUAGCAUUGCUUCGGUUUACGGCCAUGAUGAUGACCGCCGUUUUCGGAGGCUUUUCAUUGCUUAUCAUGCUUCAAUUUAUGGUUUUGUGAAUGGUUGCCGCCCAGUGAUUGGUCUUGAUAGAGUUGUUUUGAAGAACAGGUAUCUCGGAACUCUGUUCUUGGCUUCUGGUUUCGAUGGGGAGGGUGCUCUGUUUCCGUUGGCUUUUGGUGUUGUUCAUGAAGAGACUGAUGAGAAUUGGAUUUGGUUCUUGACUGAGCUUCGAAUGCUGUUGGAAUUGAACACUGUGAACAUGUUGAGGCUUACAAUUUUGUCCAAUAUGCGGAAAGGGGUUGCCGAAGGAGUGAAUAUUAACUUCCCUUCUGCCUUCCAUGGCCUCUGUAUGCGCCAUCUCACGGAGAGUUUUCAGAAGGAGUUUAAAAAUAACAUGCUUGUUGGUCUUUUGUGGGAGGCUGCUCAGGCCCUCACUGUUGCAGAUUUUGAUGCCAAGAUGAUGGAAAUCAAUGCACUAUCGCCGCAGGCUGCUUAUUGGCUUAAUGGUGUCCAGUAUCAACUAUGGGCAACUGCUCACUUCAAGGGAUCGAGGUUUGGGCUCAUGAUGGCCAACUUGAUUGAAUUACCGAUUUGGAUAGUUGAAGCUUCCAGUCUCCCAAUAAUUCAAAUGAUGGAGUGCAUCCGGAGGCAGCUGAUGAUUUGGUUCAGUGAGCGACGUGAAAUGAGUGAUCAGUGGUCGGACCUUUUGGUGCCUUCAGCUUUCAACCAUGUGUCUGAUCCGCACCAAUGUGCGCAAGAGUAUCAGAUCAUGGAGGCGAAUGAGGCGGGACUCGAAGUUUAUUCUACUCAUAAAGGAAUUACUAAUACAGUCGAUAUCCGAAACAGAUGUUGUUCUUGCUAUGGAUGGCAGGUCUAUGGCUUGCCUUGCUCACAUGCUGUGACGGCACUAAUUUCUUGUGGACAAAACGUUUACAAGUUCGCCGAGAACUAUUUUACCGUGACAAGUUACCGGACGGCCUAUUCAAAGACAAUACAUCCAAUCCCCGAUAAAAGCCUUUGGAAUGUAAAGGAUCAACUUGAGCUAGUGAUAAAUCCACCGAGGUCCGUUAUGCCACUAUUAAAGCCGAGGAAGAAGAGAGCUCAAUCCCAUGACGGGGCGCCAUUGAAGCGAGUUGUGCAUUGCAGCCGGUGCAAGCAAACAGGUCAUUUUAAAUCAACAUGUUCUGCCCCUGUGUAGCAAUCAGUGGCUGCAUUCUUGUGAAUUCUCAUAGUUGAUUGAUAGAUAGGUUACUCUAUAUAUAGUUUUCUUAACCUUUUUACAGUAGUAAUUUGAUGC